Procambarus clarkii (red swamp crayfish) is the source of this 7598-nucleotide messenger RNA. The record is from RefSeq and is a predicted model, not a curated record. NCBI's taxonomy places the organism in Eukaryota, Metazoa, Arthropoda, Malacostraca, Decapoda, Cambaridae.
UUGGGGGGCCCCCGACACAGGUGGUGGGGGGGGGCCCUCAUGGGGUGGUGGAGACGGGCCAGACAGACGCCUACUGUCUUCACAUCAAGAGCUAGGCACGAGGAGCUGGUCUAGUGGUGUUUUGACCUGCUUCCAUUCACAUCAAAGUUCUAGACAAAUAUUAAACCCAGCGAAACACGCGGCCUAGAACAUUAUACAAGAUAACAGUUAAUACUGUGUCGUAGUUUUGUAAUUAACUACCAGUUAGUGUGGGCAGAACUACAUGAUUUGAGGACAUAUACAAGACUAUGGAGAGGGCAUCAUUUCGAGUAUGGCUUUACUCAGCUCUACUUCUACUACUGUUCAUGACAACAGCUGGUGACCUAGAGCCAACGUUUGCGAGGUGCUGUGUGUAUGGUGCCAACUGGGGAAGGGAAGGUCAGAAGUGCUCCACCUUCCCUGCCCCCGUCACUGGCAUCUCCUCUGAGCAUCAAACUGUCUGUAUCACUGCUGCUGGUAUUUGUUGCCUCAGAUACUUUAGAGAUGAGCAGUGCCAGAAAGGCAAGCAAGCAGCCCAAGUGGGGCAAGAUUGCAUCACCAACAGCAACCAAGGUGGAGAAUAUUUCAAGGAUUGUUGCCAAGGAUGUAAACUGGGGUUAUUCAGCGGGACCAUGGGUAUGGGGUGCAAUAUGGGCUUCAAGUUUGGCUUCCCGUGGGAUAAUGCCUACCAUCAGUGCUGCACUCAAGCUUCUCCAGGCACCUCACCUGGUUUUACAGAUAUUAGUAACCAAGUGGUGGACGGCAAUAACCUAUAUCCCGGUCUCGUAUCCCCAAGACUUUCAGAAUCUGAUGACUUGUGUGCAAAGUUCCCAGGUAAACUGUGUGCACAUGUUUGUGUACCAACGCCCGGAUCAUAUCGUUGCCAGUGUCGAGCAGGGUUCACACUCUCUGUUGAUGGCAAGACGUGUAUACAGGAUUCUCUGACUGACAGGUGCCAUCUAAACAACCCAUGUGCCCAUACCUGCCGAGACACAGGUGUAUCUAUAGAAUGUUCAUGCAACCCGGGAUUCAAGUUAGCUGUUGAUCAAAGGUCAUGCGAGGAUGUGAACGAAUGCAGCACUGGUGUGCAUAGCUGCCUUCCUGGAGAACAGGUAUGCUAUAACCAGAUUGGGUCUUACGCCUGUAUCAAUGCAGACGGCUCUUUGUCCUCCCCGGGCUCUACGCAGCACCAGCCGGGCCGUGGUGCAGGGGUUGCCAAAGGUCUUCUUGAGGAAACCAGGUCAACUGGGACUCGAGGAUCAUCGGGCUAUGGCAUAAACAAUGAAGUAGAUCAAGAGUUAUCAGGAUUGAUCAGUGGAAGAGUAGGAGCCUUAGGGGUGCAAGGGUUCCCUGGUGCAAGACCUGAACAUGGGUAUCUAGAUACUACGCAUUCUCAAGGUCGUUGCCCUCCAGGAUACAAUUUUAAUUUGGAUACCAGAGUGUGUGAUGAUGUUGAUGAAUGUGACGUAACCUCUGGCCUGUGUGGCCGAGGAGCAGUAUGCCAGAACACCAUUGGUUCUUACACGUGUACACAGAUACCCGUCGCUGAAUGUCCACCUGGGUUUGCUUUUGACUUGAAUCUCCAAUCCUGCUUGGAUGUUGACGAGUGUCUGGACAGCCCCACCACCUGCAAUCAGACAACGCAUUUCUGCAUCAACACCCAGGGUGGAUUUACAUGUCAGCAAAGGGGAGGUCCUACGGGCUGUAUAGCUGGUUACAAGUAUAGUAUCCAACAGCAGACUUGCAUAGAUGUGGAUGAGUGCACUGAAGACUUGCAUGGUUGUGACCCUCUGGAGGAGACCUGCAGAAACACUGCUGGUGCAUACGAGUGUGACAUCAAAUGUGAUGAGGGCUUUCAGUUUAGCCUGGCCCUCCAAACUUGUGUUGACCAGGAUGAGUGUGUCGACCUACCAUGCGACUCUGGAUGGGAGUGUCACAACACGGCAGGAUCCUACCAAUGUCACGAGUUACCCCGUGCCUUCUGUCCUGCUGGUUAUAAACCUAACAAUGACACUGCUUCGGGUUGUGAAGAUGUUGAUGAAUGUGUUGAAGACCUGCAUACCUGCCACUCGAGUAAAGAGAUAUGCAUCAAUGAGAUUGGCAAAUAUCGAUGUGAGCCCACUAGUAUCAAUGAAGUUGAUUCUGAAAGGAAUUCAUUUGAAAUUUUGGCUCGUGCUACCUUUCAGACUCCUGUUCAGGAAUGUCCUGAAGGGUUUGGAUUUGACUUUAACACUAGUCGGUGCCUUGAUAUAGACGAGUGUAACACGGCUCUAGAUGACUGCUCUGUAUCAGAAAGGUGCAUUAACACUCUCGGGGGCUAUUUAUGUAGGCCACGUCGUCGCUGUUCUGCUGGAUAUGCUCCCGAUCCUACUACAGGGGAAUGUAAAGAUGUGGACGAAUGUACUGCGGGAAUUACAAACUGCCUGCCUGGCCAAAUAUGUUUUAACACGGAAGGUGCCUUUGAGUGUCGUGUGGAAUGCCAAGAUGGUUUCAGAUAUAAUCCUACAGAUGCUGCAGUGUGUGUAGACAUCAACGAAUGCCUUGAAACACCGUGUGAGUUUGGAAAGCAAUGCACCAACACCGAGGGGUCAUUUGUCUGCACGCCUACCCCGACUAGGAGUGCUAGAAUCACAACAUCUACAACAACAACGACGACAACCACAACCACAACCACUAGUAAACCGCCCAGUUCCUGCCCCACCGGCUUCGGGAGAUAUCUCAAUAGUUUGCUUUGUGAAGAUAUUGAUGAAUGUCAAUCUCCGGUGUGUGAGCCAGAGCAGAGUUGUUUGAAUUCCUAUGGAUCAUACACAUGCACCUGGCUUCCAUGUGACCCUGGACACCGGAGGGAUUCUCAGACUCAUAUAUGUCAAGAUAUUGACGAAUGUGAAGAAGGGCUUCAUGAAUGUGAGGCAGGAUUCGAGCAGUGUGUCAACAGCCUUGGGGGCCACACCUGCCAGCCUCAACCAUGCAACCCGGGCUUUACUCGUAACAUGGAUGACCCCAGACAGUGUAUAGAUAUAGAUGAAUGUGAGUCUGCACCCUGUGGACCUGAGGAAGAAUGUAUCAACAGCAAUGGGUCGUUUACAUGUCGUCGUCUUACGCCAUGUAGUCCGGGCUUCAGGAGAGAUGAACAAAGCAAGCAGUGCGAAGAUAUCAAUGAGUGUGUUGAAGAGGCCCCAUGUACCCAGCAAGAACGUUGUGUGAACACACGUGGCAGUUACAGAUGUAGAACACUUGACUGUACUGCAGGUUACCAGCGGGAUGCACGUGGACGUUGCAGAGAUGUGGAUGAGUGUGAAACUGGCGAGCACACGUGUCGUAUUCCGAAGGAGGAAUGUAUCAACACUCAAGGCAGCUACAGGUGUAUACCUCUCACAGACUGUGCAGAAGGCUUCACUCGUGAUCCAAAGUCACUCAGAUGUGUCGAUGUAGAUGAGUGUACAGAAGGCACCCACAACUGCCAUGAAGGAGAGCGCUGCUAUAAUCAAUAUGGGACGUUUAAAUGCAGAGGUUCACCCAGUUUAUGCACGAAAGGCUUUAGGUACAAUGCUCCCGAGAGACGUUGCAAGGAUAUCGAUGAAUGUGCAGAAAAUGUGUAUUCUUGCGAUUCAUCAACCCAAACGUGUGUGAACUCUGUCGGCAGCUUCAGAUGUAUUGAUCGCCAGCCCACGUGUGGCUUUGGCUUCAGAUAUAACGACAAAAUACGUGCUUGUGUUGAUAUCGAUGAGUGCCGUGAAAACCUCGAUGACUGUGAGGAUGGCCAGGACUGCGUCAACACUCUUGGGUCGUAUCAGUGUCAAACUCGGGACACUGUCACUCAGACCUGCCAUCCUGGAUUCACCUUCAACGUGACUGCUAGAGUCUGCGUGGAUGUAAACGAGUGUGUGGAGGGAAUCCAUGGCUGUUCAUCACUAGAGACGUGCAUCAACCGACGUGGCGACUAUGUCUGUGAGCUACGAGUUGAUGUUCUUAAUAGCACCGCAUAUACCAGAGAGGAAAGUGAUGGGGAAGAUUACGAUGUUGUGGUGGCUAAGGUAUCGAAACAAAUAAAUACCAGGCCAGGUGGAAGCAGCAGUAAGCGUGGCCGCUGUCAAGAUGGUUAUCGCUACAAUCGACGUCGUCAUAGUUGUAUGGACAUAAAUGAAUGUGAAGAGGGUCGGGAUUUAUGCAACAAUCUCUUGGAGACUUGUGUCAACUCUAUGGGUGACUAUUGGUGUGCUCCUAAGCCUAAUCCAGUUAAUGAUGACAUUGUAGCUGCUUCUACUCCUGCUAGCUUCAACAUACCUCCACCUCCUCCCUUGCCUCCUCAUCCUGGCAUCGCAUGCUCACCUGGCAUGUUGCAUGAUAUUGUAUUUAAUGAAUGUGUAGAUAUUGAUGAGUGUGCCUCCCAGCCAUGCCCAGAGACGGAAGUAUGUGAGAACACGCAGGGUUCUUAUAAAUGUGGCUGUCAAGUUGGGUUCUUUAAAGAUGACUUGGAUGGAAUAUGCAAAGACAUAAAUGAGUGUCAGCUUGGUAUACAUACGUGUUCGGACACUCAGCGGUGCGAUAACACUCUGGGGUCGUAUGCGUGCAUCCGCAUUUCUGGUUGUGGUACUGGCUACACUCUCAACCACAACACCGGAGUAUGUGACGACAUAAAUGAAUGUGAAGAGGAUCCUGAUUUAUGCAACAAUCUCUUGGAGACUUGUGUCAACUCUAUGGGUGACUAUUGGUGUGUUCCUAAGCCUAAUCCAGUUAAUGAUGACAUUGUAGCUGCUUCUACUCCUGCUAGCUUCAACAUACCUCCACCUCCUCCCUUGCCUCCUCAUCCUGGCAUCGCAUGCCCACCUGGCAUGUUGCAUGAUAUUAUAUUUAAUGUAUGUGUAGAUAUUGAUGAGUGUGCCUCCCAGCCAUGCCCAGAGACGGAAAUAUGUGAGAACACGCAGGGUUCGUAUAAAUGUGGCUGUCAAGUUGGGUUCUUUAAAGAUGACUUGGAUGGAAAAUGCAAAGACCUAAAUGAGUGUCAGCUUGGUAUACAUAUGUGUUCGAACACUCAGCGGUGCGACAACACUCUGGGGUCGUAUGCGUGCAUCCGCAUUGCUGGUUGUGGUACUGGCUACACUCUCAACCACAACACUGGAGUAUGUGACGAUAAUGAUGAAUGCAAACUGAAGACUCAUGACUGUGGCCAGCUGGGUCCCAGGUUUCAGUGUGUGAAUAUAAAGGGAUCUUUUCGAUGCAUGAGAAAGACUUGCCCGCCAAAUCGAAUACUUAAUGAUGAGGGCCUCUGUGUCAAUCUUACCUGCAAUGUAGGCUUUAAGCCUAUUGGUGGAUUCUGCCAAGAUAUAAAUGAAUGCGCCGAAGGAACGCCCUGCGAGCGUAAUGAACAAUGUAUUAAUACACAUGGAUCAUACACGUGUCUCCCUCUCCUUAACUGCGGAGCUGGCUACAAGAUGAAUGAGUUUGGAAGUCAAUGCAUAGAUGUUGAUGAAUGUGCCGAUGGGACCCAUCAGUGUACGGGCAACCAAGUGUGUUCUAAUCGUCAAGGUGGGUACAUAUGUCAGUGUCCAACAGGAUUUAGGCUUAACAGCUUACGGAAGUGCCAAGACAUUAAUGAAUGUGAAGCCUACUAUGGAAGUGUAUGUUCAAAUAAUGCAGUCUGUGAGAAUACAGAAGGCUCCUAUCACUGCAAUUGCAAGGCAGGCUUCAAGCAGUCAAACGAUGGCCGAACAUGCUUAGAUGUGGAUGAGUGCGCCGAGAUUUCAGGGAUCUGCCAUCAUAACUGCGACAACUUGUGGGGAAGUCACCGGUGUACAUGUAGGGCUGGCCACAUCCUUGCCAGAGAUAACAGAACUUGUACCGAUAUAAACGAGUGUGACGAAGACCGGGGUCGUGGACGACUCUGUAUUGGAAUCUGUGUCAAUACAGCUGGAUCCUUCAAAUGCAGGUGUCCUGAUGGCUAUAAUCUAGCUUCUGAUGGUCGCACUUGUAAAGACAUAAACGAGUGUGAAACGAGUAAUGUUUGCCGAGAAGAAAACGAUCAUUGCGUUAAUACACACGGAGGAUACAAGUGCAACACCAUCAAUUGCCCUAAUAAUUACAUCCGUGACACCAGACAUAAAAACCGAUGCAAGAAGGUCUCCCUGUACUGCCUCGAAGAUGAUGAGGCCUGUCACCGUAAGCCAGUCAGCUACUCCUACAACUUCCUGCCACUGGUCAGCAACUUGACCUUACCAUCGUCGGGGCAGGUGGACCUCUUUACCAUGCGGGGGCCACUGUGGUCGUCCACCACAGUGCAAUUCGAGCUGGAGUUGGAGUCUGCUAGGGCUCCAGUAGGAGUUGAAGCUGCCACCAGACAGUUUUUCUACCUCAAACGAACCUCAUUUAAUCAGGCAGUCAUAUCUCUUGUAAAGUCAGUAUCGGGUCCCCAGGAGAUACAGCUAGCCCUCAAUAUGCAAUUAUAUCAGCAGGGAAAAUACAGUGGAUCAGCCAUAGCUAAACUAUUGGUUUAUGUUUCUGAGUAUGAUUUCUAAUUUCUGUAUCAUUACAAGGCUUACUAGGUAACCCAACCCAAGCAUAUGAAAUAAGUGAUGAUUUUGGUCCAUCUUGGACCCUUAUCAAGUUGUGACGUGAUAAAGGUCUAAGACAGACCAAAACACUGUCACUUUCAUUUCAUAUAUGUGGGUUGUCACAUCAGUGACAUUUUCUGAACUUUCCAGGUAUUUAUGGUGACAAAUUCAGUGGUCUAGGAUUACAGGUAAUGAUACAAAAAUAAAAGCCAAGAAAAAGCACACAUUAAAAUAUAGAGAUGUUUGCUUGUACUGUAAUAAGUUUAUGGAUGCAUUCCAUUAGGUAACAUUACCACAUCUAUAUUUCAAAUAUUCAGUGCUGGACUUACUACUGUGGCUAAUUUGCAUACAAAUUGACCUCAUUAAUAAUGACUACACAAGUCAUACCAAACAAGCUGAAGAUUUUUGCCUUUAAAAAGUAAAAUUGCCAAUGAAAAUUUAGUGUACUGUACAUUGUAUAAUUAACUUUUCCUGCUACAUUAAUUACAUUUUCUAAUGGUUACUGUCAUUCUUGAUUCGGCUAUAAUUUAUAUUAUAGAUGUAAACUGUAUUUUACAAUACAGUAUUACAUUACAUACUUUAUUUGAAUUAAAAUAAUUUGUUCACUAUUGAUUUGUAUUGAAUUGCAAUUUAGCCAUUGAGGAUUAAAGUUUGGCAAUCUCCUAAGUGAUGACAUGAAAUCUGGCCUAGUGCAGGAGUCUUAAUUCAAGCAGGUUAAGACAGGCACACAUUUUCUUACAUAGCUUUGGCAUCUUGUUUUCUUGAGAAACUUUCCUCCAUUGAGGGACAGUAAAAUGCAGACUCCUUCCUCAGUCUACUGUCAAGUGUAGAGAGAUUUGAAACGAGAGCUUAAAACAUUGGUAGAGUAAUUUGUGUUAUUGGUUCAGCAAGCACGUAGUACAAGACAAAAAUACAAAGAAACGUCAAUGUAUACAAACACACAGGUCAAGAAGUAUUAUUAAAAAUUUAAUGUGAUCUUUAUUGUUCUAAUUUUUUUAAAUCUUUACAAUAUUAUAUUUAUAGAAUACAGUA